UAGGUACUAGGUUUUUAUCGGCCGUCGUAGGCGACCGCAUGCUACACCAACUGCUCAAGCCCUACUUCUUCAUUCCCCUUCCUAUAUAUAAUCUUCAGAUCCAUUAUCGUCUCUAAUUCUUCCUGUUUUCACCACUAAUUUGCCUACACCUUCAACAUCGGAUCCCUCUGUUCGUUGCUGUCGUUUUAGGCUCCUUCAUCAUGUUUGGGCGUGCUCCUAAGAAAAGUGACAGUUCAAAGUACUACGAAAUUCUUGGUGUUCCUCAAACCGCAACUCAAGAUGAACUAAAGAAAGCAUACCGAAAAUCUGCCAUAAAGAAUCAUCCUGACAAAGGUGGAGACCCUGAGAAGUUCAAAGAAUUAUCUCAAGCAUAUGAAGUUCUUAGUGAUCCGGAAAAACGAGAAAUUUACGAUGAAUACGGUGAAGAUGCUUUGAAAGAGGGCAUGGGAGGGGGCGGUAGCUCUUCUGGGAACCCAUUCGACGUUUUUGAGCAGUUUUUCGGUGGUGGUUUUGGAGGUGGUUUUGGUGGUGGUGGAAGUUCCAGAACCAGGAAGAAACACGGAGAAGAUGUAAAACAAGUUCUUAAGGUCUCUUUAGAGGAUGUUUAUAAUGGCACCACCAAGAAACUCUCUCUGUCGAGGAAUAUAUUGUGCAAGAAAUGUAAAGGGAAAGGUUCAAAGAGCGGUGCUUCAUCGAGAUGUUACGGAUGCCAAGGUUCUGGGAUGCGGGUCUCAACCCGACAAAUCGCCCCGGGAAUGAUCCAACAAACGCAGCAUGUGUGUCCCGAAUGUAGAGGAUCUGGUGAAUCGAUUAAUGAGAGAGACCGAUGCCAACAGUGCAAAGGAAAGAAGGUUACACAGGAGAAGAAAGUGCUCGAAGUUAACGUAGAAAAGGGAAUGCAAAAUGGUCAAAAAAUUGUGUUUGAAGGUCAAGCGGAUGAAGCUCCCGAUACUGUUACAGGAGAUAUCGUUUUCAUAUUGCAAUUGAAAGAACACCCUAAGUUCAAAAGAAAACAAGACGAUCUUUAUGUGGAACGUAAUGUCAGUUUAAGUGAAGCUCUUUGCGGGUUUCAGUUCGUUCUUACUCAUCUUGACGGCAGACAACUUCUCGUUAAAACAAACCCCGGAGAAAUCAUCAAACCUGAUUCAUACAAAGGGAUCAACGACGAGGGAAUGCCGCAGUGGCAGAGGCCGUUCAUGAAGGGGAAGCUCGUAAUCCAUUUCAACGUAACGUUUCCCGAAACAGGGGUUUUGACACCUGAACAAUGCAAGGUUCUAAAGACCAUUUUACCCUCUGGUGGGGCCAGCGCUAGUUUAUCUGACAUGGCGAUGGAUGACUGUGAAGAAACCAUUUUACAUGAUGUAAACAUGGAAGAAGAAAUGAGGAGGAGAGAGUAUCAGAGACAACAGGAAGCUUAUAUUGAAGAAGAUGAUGAUGAACCCGGAAUGCCGCGUGUGGGUUGUAACCAGCAGUAAACCCCUAUUUCAGUUUUAUAAAUGGUUAGAUGUUUUUAUAUUUUUUAUGAUUUAUGUUGCCUACCUGCUUGAUAUUUUUGAUUUUAGUAAUAUGGUAUUUUGAGUGUCAACUUGGCUUUGUUUUGUUGGUUUUAUGGUUAAAUUUGAUUGAUGGUUAUGAUAUAGAUUUGCA
This is a messenger RNA of Helianthus annuus (common sunflower), 1647 nucleotides long. Its product is annotated as dnaJ protein homolog 2. Lineage: Eukaryota; Viridiplantae; Streptophyta; Magnoliopsida; Asterales; Asteraceae. The transcript is spliced from 8 exons. Gene Ontology annotation, molecular function: Hsp70 protein binding; ATP binding. Gene Ontology annotation, biological process: response to heat; protein refolding. Gene Ontology annotation, cellular component: cytoplasm; cytosol. The coding region runs from base 201 to 1475 and encodes 424 amino acids. The record is from RefSeq and is a predicted model, not a curated record.